Messenger RNA from Rubroshorea leprosula, 3171 nucleotides. Lineage: Eukaryota; Viridiplantae; Streptophyta; Magnoliopsida; Malvales; Dipterocarpaceae. The record is from the annotation of a GenBank genome assembly.
ACAACAAGUUUUGUUUCUUGUCUCGUAGGACAACUAGACCAAACAAUUUUGAAUGUUGAUGUCAAGUGAGAUGAGGCAAAGCAUAAUGGACAAUAUCACUGAAGCUGUUAGGAUACAAAAUAAGCCAUCCGGCCUAAUCCAGCAAGAGGCGGGUAAGACACUCCCUCUUCAGACAAUUCCACCGGCAGCUCCAGAUACUUCCUUUAUUAAGCCCAAGCCAAAGUCUACCAAGAGAAAGUCCAAGACAUCAGGUCCCAUUCCCAAAGACACCAAGCCUAGUGCCCAUAAGCCUUAUGACCCACCACCAGUCUCUAAGAAGCACUUGGACCACUCUCUUGUGCCUCCAGCUAUCCCGCCAGCAACAGAAGGUACUCCAACGGCUCCCAUUACUCAAGUUGUACCUCCAACCCCACUACCAAUGCCCCACACUACCUCCACACCACAGAUUCUACCUUCAAUCCAUGCCCCCUCAACAAAACCCCCUCGGGAGUCAACAGCACUAAACAUACUCCAUGCAGAGAACCCACCCCCGGCCUCAUCAUCUGAUUUGAAUCUAUGGAUCAUGAGUACUCCUCAGCCAAUGGAUAAACCACAUGUGGCUAUGAAGGAUAUAUGUUGGGACCAACUUCAUGCCCUUGCCCAACAUGUCGAUGACAAUUGGGUGGUAAUGGGUGACUUCAACGAUAUCCUCUUAGUUGAGGAAGCAUCCCCAAGAGCCGCAAGGGGUUUUGUGAGAGCUCAAUGCUUCCGGGAUAGGCUCUCAAGUUGUGGUCUCCAUUCUACAGAACCUUUGGGAUGCAAAUACACUUGGUUACGUAAACAGAAUGGGAAAGUGUUGUUGAGAGAACGGUUGGAUAGAGCUCUCUUCAACUUGAGGGCACUUGAAUUUCUUCCAAAGGCCAAAGUGAUCAAUCUCCCUAGACUUUGCAGCGACCAUCACCCUGUGUUGCUAUGUUUGGAAACACUUAUACAAAAAGACAGGAACUCUAGACCUAUUCGAUUUAAGGCUGCAUGUUUGGCAACUGAGGCUCACAACCGAGGAUGGGGAGGCCCUGCUACGGUUGGUGUCAUUGGAGGAGUCCUUUGGAAUGGAGAACAAUUACCACCUUUUAAUCCUCAACGCGGCCUACGGCAAGGAGACCCACUUUCCCCUUAUUUGUUCAUCAUGUGCAUGGAAAGGCUAUCUCACAAGAUACAAAGCAAGGUGCACUCCAAGGCAUGGAAGCCAUUUCGGCUAUCCAGAGGAGGAUUUGCUCUCUCACACCUGUUUUUUUCCGAUGAUCUCAUGCUCUUCAGUGAGGCUUCUAACCAACAGGUUGAAGUAAUCAUGGGUUGCCUUACUGAAUUCUCUAAUGAGUCAGGGGUUGAUAUCAACUUAACCAAGUCCAAGUUAUAUGUUUCUCCAAACAUACAAAGGCAUGUUGCUGGAAAUCUAAGUGCAGCUUGUGGUAUUCCCCUAACAAUAGACUUGGGUAGUUAUUUGGGAGUCCCAAUUCUGCAUGGCCGGCCUUCAGCUUCUACCUACAAACUUCUCUUGGAAAAAAUUCAAGUGAAAUUGGCUGGCUGGAAACAGACUUUGCUAAGCAUGGUAGGAAGAAGAGUUUUAGUCCAAGCUGUGACUUUGGCCAUUCCCUCCUAUACAAUGCAGUCCAUUUUGUUGCCAAAUGGCGUCUGUGCAGCCAUCGACAGUCUGAAUAGAAAGUUCUUAUGGGGCUUUGAUGUUGCAAAUAGACAGCACCUUGUUAAUUGGAGAAUAGUAUGUAGACCAAGGCAUCUUGGAGGCUUGGGCUUACGUUUUGCUAAGGAGAACAACCAGUCCUCUGGAAUGGAGAACAAUUACCACCUUUUAAUCCUCAACGCGGCCUACGGCAAGGAGACCCACUUUCCCCUUAUUUGUUCAUCAUGUGCAUGGAAAGGCUAUCUCACAAGAUACAAAGCAAGUGAGGCUUCUAACCAACAGGUUGAAGUAAUCAUGGGUUGCCUUACUGAAUUCUCUAAUGAGUCAGGGGUUGAUAUCAACUUAACCAAGUCCAACUUAUAUGUUUCUCCAAACAUACAAAGGCAUGUGGCUGGAAAUCUAAGUGCAGCUUGUGGUAUUCCCCUAACAAUAGACUUGGGUAGUUAUUUGGGAGUCCCAAUUCUGCAUGGCCGGCCUUCAGCUUCUACCUACAAACUUCUCUUGGAAAAAAUUCAAGUGAAAUUGGCUGGCUGGAAACAGACCUUGCUAAGCAUGGCAAGAAGAAGAGUUUUAGUCCAAGCUAUGACUUCGGCCAUUCCCUCCUAUACAAUGCAAUCCAUUUUGUUGCCAAAUGGCGUCUGUGCAGCCAUCGACAGUCUGAAUAGAAAGUUCUUAUGGGGCUUUGACGUUGCAAAUAGACAACACCUUGUUAAUUGGAGAAUAGUAUGCAGACCAAGGCAUCUUGGAGGCUUGGGCUUACGUUUUGCUAAGGAGAACAACCAGAUCUUGGCAACUCCAAUUCCAGCAUUUCAACAACAAGAGGAUGUAGUGUUUUGGAACAACUCACCAGAUGGUACUUUCUCUGCUAAGUCGGCUUUCGAACGGUUGCAACAGCAGCAUGUUGUUUUAACUCAGCAAGGGGAGAGUUGGAGGUGGGUAAGGUGGUUUCCUCCUAAUUUCCCUUUCCUCAAAUUGAAUACUGAUGGGGCAAUGAGUCAAGCAUCGGGAGAUGCUAGUGCAGGAGGUCUCAUUCGAGAUCAUGGAGGGCAGUGGCUACAUGGCUUUGCGAUUAAUAUUGGGCCACAAACUAGCUAUAUGGCGGAGCUUUGGGGUUGUCGCGCUGGCCUUCGGUUAGCUCUCGAGAUGGGUCUCACCCACCUGGUCCUUGAAAUGGAUUCCUUGUUGGCGAUGCAGGUGAUACUGGUAAGGAAAACCGGGGAUGGCCCAGCUUCAAUACUUCUAUUGGACAUCUUCCACCUUAUAAAUUCCUUUGAGGUUUGCACGGUGCAACACACUUUAAGGGAAGGAAACGCAGCAGCUGACUACAUGGCCUCUAUUGGACAAACUCUCACCCAGGGCACUAGUUUUUUUCAAUCUCCACCUCCGGGUAUCAGGAGCGUCCUCCAUGAAGACAGCAUAGGCACUUUGUUCCUCAGGACUUAGUGUUGUCUAGCUUCUUAUGUACCAAAAAAAAAUAUAUUGAAUUUUUUCUA